AUGAGGGGCUCCAAAGUGCAGGAGUGGACUCCUACCAGCAAUAUUCGUCUGGUGGAAUGGAAGAAAACAUAUCGCACCAGGAAAGCAACUGGGAAAUGGGUAGAGAGACCCAAGACCCGAAAAAUUCAAUCAGUUCCGGCCACCCCUACCAAGUCAUCAUUGAACCAGUGGCCAUCCGAGGAUAUGCUAUUUCUAGGUGGAGAUGAUUGUGUCGGCGACCUCAACCAGCAGGAUUUCAUACCCCUGAAGCUACCAAAGUCUCUGAGUCAGAAUGACUAUCUUCAGCAAUGGGUCCCAAGGACCAAUAGAUAUCUCAGCAUACUCCUUGAACGAGAAGCUCCUGCCGACUGGUCUUGCAUCAUUUGCGGGACCAAUGGUGUCUACAAAUGUCACAACUGCUUCGGUGAGCCUCUAUUUUGCACAAAUUGUUGCAGGACGGAGCACCAGAGGCUGCCCUUCCAUAGGAUAAGUCAAUGGACAGGUGGUUUCUUCGAGGACUGUUGCCUGGUAAAGACUGGGCUAGUGAUUUCACUGGGGCACGGCGGAAAUGUGUGCCCACGCCAAAACUAUGGGGUCGAUGAUGCUGGUGAUGAAGGAUUUUUUGCUGCCGCCGACACCGACACCGAUGCCGAUGCUGAUGCCGAGCAUGCGACAACGCCAACAGCCAAUAUUAAUACAUCAAAGAACCAUCACGAUCUGCCUACUGGAGUGCCAUUCAUAAAGAAUGACAAGACCAUGACAACAAUAGUGGACAAGUCUGGAGUACACACACACAUCAUCAAGUAUUGCAUAUGCGCCGAUGCCCCAAGCGCCGACCUACAGCUGUUUCGAUUGGGCUUGUUUCCUGCAUCCUUUACCCAACCAAAGACCGCAUUCACUUUCGAUGUAUUGGACGACUUCUUACUGGAUAAUUUGGAGUGCGGGACCUCGGCGAUGAAUUAUUACAGCAAGUUGAGGAGGAUGACAACCAAUGUCUUUCCGCAUUUGGUGCCGGACCGCUACCGGGAGCUCAUGCGAGUGGCAAGGCAGUGGCGGCAGCUGAAGCUAUUGAAAUGGAACGGCUUCGGCCACGAGGAAAAAGAUGUAAAACCCGGCGAUCUCGCUCUCUUCUGCCCGGCAUGUCCCCAGCCGGGAAUUAAUGUGACAUUGCCAACUGCAGAAGGCCCUGUGGAGAUCGAUAGCGCAUCAGAUCUGGAGACGCCGAGUUGGUUGUAUUCAAGAUCGCUGGUCAUGGAUGGCAACUUCAAAGCGGAGCAUAUGCAUGCGGCGAAUCCGAUUGAUGAAGUCCCCCUGAUGGAUGGACGCGGCUUCAUGGUCAGUGACAGCAAAUACAAGGCGCAUCUGUCUCUGGCAAAGGACGCCGCUCAACGGUCCGAGUGCAACAACCACCGCGCGGUGAAUCAAGCCAAUGCAUCCCGCCACAGACUGGAGGCAACCGGCAUCGGCGGUUGUGCCUGCGCCAGGCAUGGCUGCUUCGUCCCGCAUGCAAUGGUGGAUUUUCAGAAGGGAGAAAGGCAGAUGAACAUGGACUAUGCUUUGUGUGAGGCAUUGAAGCACAACGCCGGUGGCAUCCGGCGCGCACUGACCUUUUAUGAUGUUAAUUGCCAGUACCAUAAGUAUCUAAAGGAUCGGGUAGCUGACAGCCCUUAUUUGCAAAUUCAAGAGGAGUUGGAGAUAAUACCGGGGAUAGGUCUAUGGCAUGUUCAUGGCCACCAAGACAGCUGCUAUGUUCGCUAUGCUUCUAACUUCAUCGCCGGCGCUGCCAGAAUUGACGGCGAGAUCAUGGAGACCCUUUGGGCGCCGUUGAACAUAAUCUCUCCUUCGGCGCGGGGGAUGGGGACCCCUCACCGCAAGGAGUGCCUGGAUUACCAAAUGAAUGAUUGCAAUUUCAUGAAAAUGAUCAGGAUGGGCAAGGCCCUUUGCCGGAAAUUCAGGCAAGCUGUUAAAGGGCUCGCCGACAGCAGGGAAGCCUUUGAGAAGCUGGAUCUGAGUGCCGACGAGAAAAAUGUCAGGGACUGGGGAGAGCAGGAGAGGAUGGCACAGGAACGGCAUAGCACCGAUCCAACGGCAAUGGACAUUUACGAGGUUCAACUUCAAAAAGCGCCGACCAGGAAAGAACAGGAAUUAAGGUUGCUGGAUGAAAAUGGCCAGCAACCUGCUCCUGCUCGGCGAAGGGGAGCGGCGACAUGGCUGGCAGAAGGGCUUUCAAUCGAGGAGGCACAGGUGACUCUCCACAUGGAUGUUCGAAAGCUAGGGCGGCGGCCGACGGAGAACCAACGAUUGGAGAUUGGGCGGCGUCGUGAGAGACUGCAAGGAGACAUUGACCACUCAGAUGAUGAAACGGCUGAUGAAUUCAGACUGUUUGAGCCCGAAAAGGUUGUAAUACCAUUGCCAUCCAAUCUGGGCCAGGGGAGAUGCGCCGAGCUCGGCGCCGCAGAUGUCAUCCAUCAAGAACGUGUUCUCCGGGAAGGACAAGCCAAUGACGCCUUGCACAACAUCAGAGUGCACCUGGCAGACAAGGCGGUCAUCUUCCGAAAGACUGUCAGAACGGCGAAGUCGCAAGCAAAGUCCACCAGAGCUUGGGCCCAGAUCCAUUCAGUGGACCGGGCGGUAAGCAUCAAUGCAAGCAUAUAUUCCAAGUGCCGGUCUCAACUCGGCAAGCUCGGCGCCGCCGACAUUUUACUGAACAGAUACCGGCCAUUGCUUAAAGAACAUCUCAAGAUCAGCACCGCCGUCGCCGAUCCCAAUGCCAGAGGCCAGAGAAACUCCAUGUUGGCUUGGUUCUGGUCUAUGGAUGUGGAGGGAGACUCUGAUAGCAGUGAUUGGUUGAAUGAAUUUUACCGGGUGCAUUGGCUCCGAGCCAAGGCUCUAAGAGACCGUUGGGAGGAGGAAAUGCUGCUUGUCCGGCAUGAAAUGAACUGGACAUGCAACUUCUUCUUGCACAAAGCCGAGCAAUGGAUCCAUCUGGCCAGCAUCGCCAAAGCCGCCGACAAGGUGGGACACCUUGCCUAUGCGGCGCGGCAGUGCAAAAUGUAUCAGCGGCUGUAUGUGGAUUCCCGGGAUGCAUUUGAAGUCUCAAAGGCGGCCCGGACCCAAUGA
This is a messenger RNA of Suillus clintonianus, 3099 nucleotides long. RefSeq lists its product as uncharacterized. Lineage: Eukaryota; Fungi; Basidiomycota; Agaricomycetes; Boletales; Suillaceae. The transcript has 8 exons. Bases 1 to 3099 code for a protein of 1032 amino acids. The record is from RefSeq and is a predicted model, not a curated record.